Molecule: messenger RNA, 483 nt
Organism: Cotesia congregata
Lineage: Eukaryota; Metazoa; Arthropoda; Insecta; Hymenoptera; Braconidae
Source: the annotation of a GenBank genome assembly
AUGGAAAAACUCUGUUCGGUGAAAAGUUGUCCAAGUGGGCGAAAAUUAAAAAGUAAAGGAAUUGAUACGUCUCAACCUCUAUCUUUUUUUCGACCAACAACACCGGCAAAAUUAAAAAAAUGGAAUAUGGCUUUGGGCACUAGAAUGAAAACAACUGAUUAUAUUUAUCACCUACAUUUUAAAAAGGAGGAUAUAAAAAUGUACGAAACGUUCAAUAUUAAAGGAGAGAUUACGAUUCUUCCUACAGGCAAAAAAACGCUACGAGAAGAAGCUCUACCAACAAUUGAGCAUCAGUUGAUCUCUGUACCAGCACAUGAACUCCAAGCAAGUGUCGUCAAUAUAUCACAAAACGUGCAUUCUAAUCAAAAUCAAUCAGAAAACAAACGGAAUCACCUAACACAAGAGCAUCAAGAUCAACAUGAGCAACAAGAAUUGUUACUUGAUCAGGGAGUUCCUGAUAAUUUAAUUCAUGUCAUUCAAUAA